This is a messenger RNA of Acanthoscelides obtectus, 2736 nucleotides long. The record is from the annotation of a GenBank genome assembly. Lineage: Eukaryota; Metazoa; Arthropoda; Insecta; Coleoptera; Chrysomelidae.
GUCGUCAAGUCGAUAAGCAAAUAAAGGUCAGCUAUGUUAUGAUUAUGGUGUUGACCAUUUUGGUAAAAAAUCAACAACAGGAUGACUUUUUAGUAAAAUACGACAUCAAAUGAUGUGAUAUCAACAAUGAGUGAUUCUGUUAUCACCGUGAACACUGUGCUAGACUGCAAACCAAUCCUCGUACCGUAUACACCGACAACAACAUGCGAAGACAUUUGCAUCUACCUUUGCAAACAACUCAACAUAGGGGCCAUAGCCCGCCACUUGUUUGCCAUUCGUAUCACCGGCAAGAAUGUCUUCCUUAUGCCGGCAGCCACAUUUGGGGACAAGCCUGCCGCUGUGGACUUCAGAAUGCGGCUCAAAGUGGCCAGCAUUGAUAGCCUCAAGAAAUUGGACAUGAACGCAUUUAACUACUACUUUCAUCAAGCUAGAGGAGAUGUCUUGAAUAACAGAGUACCUGAUAUCAUUUAUGAGAAGUACAAAAGAGAGUUGGUUGGCUUGGGUAUUACAGACAUGUACAGGGUCAUGCUGGAGAAAGAUAUAUCAAGAGAAAGUGUGGAAAAUGAUUAUAAAAAGUAUAUACCUAAAGAAGUACUGAAAAGACAUGCAUUUUUCAUUAAAAGACCUAUACACGAUACACUUGGCAAACUCCAGAAAUCUGUUCAUGAUGCAUUUUAUGUAAAGGAAGAGUACAUUAGGCAACUGGAGAUUAUUGCACCAGAGUACCUGUCUGAAGUAUACAAAGCUGUCAUGGAUGAUAAUGGUUCAAUAUCUAGUGUAUAUAUCAAAGUCUCACCCUAUCAUCCUACUGAGCCAGGGAUCAAAUACUGUUUAGAAUCCAAAAAAGAGCAGUGGGUGUUAAAAUGCACAAUAGAAGAGCUAGGUUUCAUUUCAAUAAGAAACGAUAGUACAACAGAAAUUAGUAGGAAGAAUGGUAUACCAUUCUACCUUAAAUUCAACUCAAUGGCAACUAUGUACUCAUUCAUAAGCCUUUUGGAUGGCUACUACAGACUGACUUGCAAGUGGAUAUUCAAUAUAUGUAGGGAGGUGUACACUCCUUCCUUGAAAAAGUUAUAUGCAAUGAAAUGUCAUGGGCCUGUUGGAGGUCAAUUUUCUUAUGCGAAGCUUGAAUCUAAAAGGAGCAACAAACCUGGAUGUUUCAUCAUAAGGGAAAGUGAAUCAAAAUACAAUCAUUAUUAUAUUGAUGUUUGUAUGAAGGAAGGUCUUAAACCUAAGACGUUCAAGCUAGAAAAAAUAACAGGUGAUGAGUUCAUUUUCAAUGAUGAUCUGACAAGAUACAAAAGUAUUCAGCAGCUAAUGGCUGCUUAUAGUGAUCCAAAUGGUGCAAUUUACCUACAGGAAUGCUUGCCUCCUUCAGAAUAUGAUGUAUCUCCAUUACUUCUAUGUAGGAGUGAAAAAGAACCUGGAGGAUUUGCUUCAGAUGUAUCCAUUCCAACUUCACCUCUGUGUAUAAGUUGUAAGGAUCUCCAAGUAUACAAACUUAACAAAAAAGAAGGUGUUAGAGGCCUGACUGUAGUUUUUAGAAGCAAAUGGAUCAUUACAAAAGGCAAGAAAAUAGACGUUGCCGUGAAAAUGUUGAAACAGGAAUGUUCUGAAAAAUACUUAAAGGAUUUCCUAUCAUUAGCUGGCCAAUGGGUCUUUCUGCAAUCCAGUUCGAUAGUUCGUCUUUAUGGUAUCGCUUUCACCAGUGGAAUCUCUCUAGUCUCAGAAUAUAUUACAUUAGGUCCCUUGGAUCAGUAUUUGAGGGAAAAGAAAGGCAUUGUGAAAACUGUUGAUCUCAUUGAAGCUGCAAGUAGCUUGGCGUCAGCUUUGUGGCACUUGACUGAAAACAAUAUUGUUCACGGUAGAAUAAGAUGCAGAAAGCUGCUGGUCAGCUUACAUGACGAAAACUCUUUUACGGUCAAAUUGGCCGACCCUGGUAUACAUACUGAAUACGUGUCUUCCGAGGUUCACUGGAUACCAGUAGAAUGCUACUCAAAACUCGAUUAUGCAAAACAUUCUAUAGAAGCCGAUGUUUGGGCAUUCGGAACUACACUAUGGGAAAUAUUUAUGUAUGGAGAGGAAAUUAAACCUACUGAUCAUGGUCAAGCAAUGCGAUUCUAUCUCAGUGGUAAACGGCUACCUCAGCCCUUAACCUGUUCCAAUGAAAUCUAUGCCUUGAUGAAAGAGUGUUGGGACAUUGAUCCUCAUAAGAGAAAAAAACCGCAGGCUAUUAUGCGAGAUGUCAGCCAGAUAUUAUAUCAAGUGUACAACUCUAGGAGAACACACUCUUAUCACAAAGUCUUUAGCAGAACAGCAGUCACGGCUUCAUCAACUAGUAUUUCUUCAUAUAAUACAGAAACGACAACAGUACCAUGCACCGAGGAGUUCCCAUGCACUAGCGGCACCUCAAGCAGAGCACCGUCAGAAUGCUCGGUCAGCCUUUCUGGUGGCCAUUCUCAGAACUGGCUGCUUGGUUCUCAGGAACUUGCCGAUGUAGAAGACUCUGACAUAUGCGACAUGAGCAACAUCUUUCCAAAUCUCAACAUUUCCACAGCCACCACGUCUCUAGAUAGUCUCAAUUCGAUGCUGAGUAUAUUCGAACUGGAUGGUAACUGUAACGUGGUGCUACAGGGCAGAAUUGGACAGGGUUUUUACGGCGAAGUUUAUAAAGGCACCUUAGAAUAUAUUGACGGAGAAGAUAAGGAACCAAGAAAGGUAGCAGUAAAAAAUUAA